Molecule: messenger RNA, 2585 nt
Organism: Mus caroli (Ryukyu mouse)
Lineage: Eukaryota; Metazoa; Chordata; Mammalia; Rodentia; Muridae
Gene: Actmap
Product: actin maturation protease
Source: RefSeq, a predicted model, not a curated record
GUUCCGGCAGGCGGAGCACACCGAGCGGCGCUUCCCAUUAGUCCACGUGCGCGAAAGGCGUCCCGGGAGGAAAAAAGACCCCGGAUGUCGGAGCCAGUUAAGAAAGUAGGGACCGACUUGGGAACAUCCUAGUCUCACAAAGAGAGGCCUCCCAAGGUGCUCCACCCGCCUCCCCGGCGCCGAGCAGCGUCUACACCCGCAGGAACCCACCACCUGAGACGUCGCUCCUGCCGACGACGCCCGCCGAGCUACGCUGCACAGACACACAACUAUCGUCCCCGGCAACGGCUUCUCCCUUCCGCGAGCUAAUCACGGCGGGCAAACUCGAUCUCAGUGUGCAGGCCUGAAUAUCUCUCAUCCAAUUCUUUUAAAAACUGAAAAUCUCCAUCCUUGGGAGAUUUGGGGAGAUCCUCUUACUCUUCCUGAAGACCCCAAAUGACUUCUCCAUGCUCUUUCCCCCUAAAACCCACAAUCCCCCCAAUAAUUCAUGAGACCCCAGACACCAGUAUUCCACCUCCUUUACCUCUAAGUCCCCCGGACCUAGCUUUACCAUCCCCUCGUAGUCUCCAUACAUCUAUUUCAUCCCCAUUGCCGCCCCCUCCUCCCCUGCCUCCUCCCCUCCCUCCCCCUCUGCCCUCUGCUGUGGAGCCUGUUCUCCCUCAUGUCUACGGCCUGAAGAACAGCCAGCUCCUGAAGGAGGCCUUAGAGAAGGCUGGCCCAGCCCCCAAAGGCAAAGAGGAUGUGAAGAGGCUCCUGAAGCUGCACAAGGACCGGUUUCGAAGUGACCUGCAGUGGAUCCUCUUUUGUGCUGACCUGCCAUCAUGCAUCCAGGAAGGCCCUCAGUGUGGACUGGUGGCCUUGUGGAUGGCAGGAGCUCUUCUGUCAACACCUGACAGCGUCUCUCUGGAAAGACUAGUGCAGGUGGCCAAGGAGAGAGGCUACACCGCACAGGGAGAAAUGUUCUCAGUGGCUGACAUGGCCAAACUGGCCCAGGAGACUUUGGACUGCCACGCUGAGCUCCUGUGUGGUGGCUUGGGUGGUCCCAACAGAGAACGAGUUCUACAGCACCUCAUCACUGGACAUCCCCUGCUCAUUCCCUAUGAUGAGGAUUUCAACCAUGAGCCGUGUCAAAAGAAAGGCCAUAAGGCCCACUGGGCAGUGAGUGCAGGGGUCCUGAUAGGUGUGCAGAAUGUGCCAAGCCCCGGCUACAUUGAAGACUCUGAGUUACCAGGCCUCUUCCACCCAGUGCCUGGUGCACCCCACCAACCACCAUCCUUCCCAGAGGAAAGCUCCCCAGGUGCCAUCUUCCUUCUCUCCAAGCAGGGCAAGAGUUGGCAUUACCAGCUGUGGGACUACAGCCAAGUCCGGGAUAGCAACCUGCAGCUGACAGACUUCUCACCUGCAAGGGCUGCCGAUGGACAGGUGUGGUAGCACAUACUUCUAAACCCAGCACUCGAAGGUGCAGCAGCGGCUCUCAACCUGUGGGCCAUGCAGCCGUACCUGUACUACUGUUUCUUCCACCCCUUCAACCUCCUAAUGGUAGACAGGAGAGAAAAGGAUGGAGGGGAAGGGGCCAGCAUUAUCCUUCAACUACUUGCUGCUGAUGGGGCGUCAAGUUCCUUGGGGGAAGUUUGAUCUUUGCUGUCAGGAUAUCUAAUGUCUUCUUCCUCCUUUUUCUUUUCCCUUAAGAUUUAUUUAUUUAUUCAUUUCAUGUAUGUGAGUAAACUGUAGCUGUCUUCAGAGACACCAGAAGAUGGCAUUGGAUCCUAUUACAGAUGGUUAUGAGCCACUAUGUGGUUGCUGGGAAUUGAACUCAGGUCCUCUGGAAGAGCAGUCAGUGCUCUUAAAUGCUAAGCCAUCUUUUCAGCCUCCCUAAAUUUAUUCCUUUUUUGUUUUGUUUUGUUGCUUUUUGUUUUUUUGAGACGGGGUUUCUCUGUGUAGCCCUGGCUGUCCUGGAACUCACUCUAUAGACCAGGCUGGCCUCGAACUCAGAAAUCCGCCUGCCUCUGCCUCCCGAGUGCUGAGAUUAAAGGCGCCUAAUUUAUUCUUGUUUCUUCUUUGUUCACAACUACUUAACAAACCACAACCAACAACCCCUCCACUCCCAGGAGCCUGGACAUUUAUUUAUAUAACAUCUGAAAAGCCCCCAGAAUUCCCAAGGUCACAGUCUCAAACUAUCUGCAGAUGGCAAAAUCACACCCCUGCUACAGCAUGAAGCAAAUCCUAGCUGCUGUGGACAGCCUGAAGCAGCCCAUAUUUCACACCUGGAAUUAAAAUGAAAACAUACUCCCAUAAUAUUUCUAUGUUUUUCAAAGAAAUCAAAAUUUUUGCUACAGAGUCGUGACCCCUUGGGUGUCAAAAGACCCUUUCACAGGGAUUGCCUAAGACCAUCAGAAAAAAUAUAUAUUUACUUUAUGAUUCAUAAUAGUAGCAAGAUUAUAAAGUAAUGAUGAAAAUAACUUUAUGGUUUGGGGUCACCACAACAUAAGGUUAUUAUUCAAGGGUUGCAGCAUUACAAAGGUUGAGAACCACUGACAUAGAGGUAGCAGAUCUGUGAGUUUGGAACCAGCCUGGUCUACAUAGCA